This is a messenger RNA of Mytilinidion resinicola, 1316 nucleotides long. Its product is annotated as ornithine carbamoyltransferase. Bases 94 to 1173 code for a protein of 359 amino acids. Gene Ontology annotation, molecular function: amino acid binding; ornithine carbamoyltransferase activity. The record is from RefSeq and is a predicted model, not a curated record. Lineage: Eukaryota; Fungi; Ascomycota; Dothideomycetes; Mytilinidiales; Mytilinidiaceae. The transcript is spliced from 3 exons. Gene Ontology annotation, biological process: L-citrulline biosynthetic process. Gene Ontology annotation, cellular component: mitochondrion.
CAGAACGCGACUGACCCUUCUCCCCAAAAGGACCACGACACCCUCAAUUGUAGCUACUAGAGCUCGAAUUGGUCUCAAGACGCCCAUACCACAAUGCCUCCGCUCCGACCAGCCCCCAAAGCUCUUCGAAGCUGGACAAAAGCUCCAGUCCGGGCUUGCUCUUCCCCCGCCAGCCCACCAACCUCACCCUUCGCGCCUCGACAUUUCCUCUCGAUAGCCGACCUUACGCCUCAGGAACUCACUUCUCUCGUCCGAAAUGCCCACAAACACAAACAAGCUAUCAAAUCCGGCUCCAUACCGAACAACCUGCUGGGGGCUUUGGCGGGAAAGACUGUAGCCAUGACCUUCAACAAGCGCAGUACUCGGACGAGGGUGUCGACGGAGGCUGCAGUGGCUACUAUGGGGGGACAUCCCAUGUUCUUGGGCAAAGAAGAUAUUCAAUUAGGCGUCAAUGAAUCAGUCAUGGAUACCGCCCUUAUUAUAUCUAGCAUGACGUCCGCCAUAGUCGCCCGUGUUGGUCCCCACUCCGAAGUCGCAGACCUCGCAAAGCAUUCCACCGUCCCCGUCAUCAACGCCCUCUGCAAUGACUACCACCCCCUCCAGCACCUCGCAGACCUGCUCACUAUCACUGAAACGCGAACUGCAACUUCGGGACCUACUCUUGGACUAGAAGGACUCAAGAUUGCCUGGGUCGGCGAUUCGAACAAUGUGCUCUACGACAUGUGCAUCGGUGCCAUGAAGCUGGGCAUAACCAUGGCAGUGGCUACGCCGCCCGCCUACUCUAUCCCGAAGCACAUGAAGGAAAUCAUACAAUCGCAGGCUGCUACUGCACCACGACCUGGCACGCUUACGGAGACAACAGUGCCGGAAGAGGCUAUCCGUGAUGCAGAUAUCAUUGUGACUGAUACGUGGAUCUCUAUGGGACAAGAGGCUGAGGCUAAGGAGCGCCUGAGGGCGUUUGCGGGAUACCAGGUCACAAACGAGUUAGCGCAGAGGGCUGGGGCGAAAGAGGACUGGCAGUUCAUGCACUGUCUCCCUAGGCAUCAGGAGGAGGUCAACGAUGAGGUCUUUUAUGGGCCUAGGUCAGUGGUGUUCAGGGAGGGCGAGAACAGGCUAUGGACUAUGAUCUCGGCAUUGGAGUCUUUCGUUGUCAAUAAGGGUAAGAUUGUGUGAGAAGCUUUGUUAAUGCGUCCUUAGCUUUGGAGUUCUGGAGUUUGCGAAUGUUUUCAACCCCAGGAGAGCGCAAAAGUUAUUCGGAUUCUUGCACAUAGCCAUUUUAUCUUUAUCUACUAAUUUUAGUGGCAUUGAACUUUCAC